This is a messenger RNA of Chelonoidis abingdonii (Abingdon island giant tortoise), 11599 nucleotides long. NCBI's taxonomy places the organism in Eukaryota, Metazoa, Chordata, Testudines, Testudinidae. The record is from RefSeq and is a predicted model, not a curated record.
UAAGGCAUAUAUUUUUAAUGGAGAGAGUAAUUAACCAUUGGAACAAUUUACCAGGUACCACAAUUCAGUGUGCAACUGCAGUAAAUGAACACGAAUUUCUUUCUAAAAUGAUCUGCACCUCUGAAAACCUGGCUUUGUAAUGAAGAGAAUUUAAAUGAUCAAGAAUGGACAGAAUUAAAUAAGCAAAUUUUAUCCCGAACUUCAGAUAUAGCUCUAGAAAGACUCCCUGGAGAAUCGUCAAUCUAGCGUUAAACAUUUUUCUCACAGAAGAUGAAAAGGCUUAACUUGUGUAGUGUGAAUAUCUAUUUCAAAGAGUCUUUUCUUAGCAGGUGGAGCUUAUAUUAGCCAUUUAGCUUUCCUAGUGUAGGCAGACUUCAGCAGCUAGUUUUCCAAAAGCCGCAUACAUGUUGUUGCAGAUUUUUAUUACAUAGAAAAAGUAAGGAAAAAUUGAUCAAUCUAAUUUACAUAAUAAAAGGAUUUCAGUUAAAUGGGUUUAAGCAACCAGUUUUAUUAAAGCCAGAAGUAGUAACUGUAUGGAAAAUUCAGUGCAACACUACAGUGAUUCCCCCCACCACACACCAAAAAAAUUAAUUUAUAUCGAUAGAAGUAUUGACUUAAAAAAACCUACUUCACAACCGUAGAUUGUAAAGUUAGUAUUAAUUAAUUUUGCAAAGAAGAACAAAGGUACCCUUGACACAGAACAUUACAGGAAGAGGAGGAGCGGUGCCUUCAUGUAAAUCAGGGUACUUGGACAAGUUUUACCUUCAGAAAGGCCAAGGCUGAAGAAGGCAGAAGUUUUUAAUUCAGUGACGCUGAAUGUGUACAAGGAUGAAUGAUACACAAGUAAAUAGGAGGUCUAUCUGAAUGCAAAAUGUCAUGCUGGUGUGAAAUAUAAUAGUAAAGUACAGUCUUAAUAUAAACCUAGUUUACCUCUGACCUGCAUCUCUCUCAAAACAAGGUGUGGGAAAACAGAAAAAUGGGAACUAAUUCAGACAAAAGUAUUCUGUGUGGCAAUGUGUCACUGGUUCUUUUCAAUCUUUUAGCAUAAGUUCUUAUAAUAAAUGUCUCCUUUUAGCCUAUGUCAAUGUCUUUGUUCUGUAGCACAUCUGCUAUUAGAGUGGAAAUGUGGAGAAACCUACUUGUUUUUUCCAUUUCAACAGAGUAAAAAUCAAGAUGGAAUACUGCUUGGGAAGUAAAUGUAUAUUAACUACACUUGUUGGAAACCUGUGUAUUUGUUCUGUAAAACUAUUUUGAGUGCUGAUAGCAUAGGUAGUGUUUGGCAUGUGUAAUUUGUAGUGUACAAGUUUAUAUAUAAAAUAUUGUUCAACCUUGUGGAGUUCUGAGUAUAUUCUUACAAUUAAGUUUUUUAAUACCUGUGCCUGUUCAUUCCAAAGUAAAAAACUGCUUUUCAGAAGUGUCUUUCUGAGCUCAGAUACUGCUAUCUCUUACCUCCAUGUCCUGGUCUGCUCUUAAACCUUAGGUCAACCUAGCUAUGUCACUUAGGGGUAUUAAGCUGUCCUAAACUCUGUUAUUGAUACCACUAGCUCAAUGGAAGAAUUAUUCUAUCAACCUAAGUAUUGCCUUCCCCAGGGGUGAUUUACCGCAGCGAUAGAAAACUCCCUUCCAGUGCUGUAGCAAGUGUCUACAUUACAUUUCUACAGUGAAGUAGCUGCAUCUGGGCCACUGUAGUGCUUACAGUGUAGACAUACCCUGUGAGAUGUAUAUAUAUUUCAGGCAUAUGCAUAUUGUCCCACUUCAACUAAAUCAGUGUAGAAACAGUUUGUUAUACCCUGCAAGGGUGGAACCAGUUUAGCUGCAUCAGGGCUUGUUAAUGCAGGGAUACUCAGGACCAUAAAGAUGAACUGAAGGUGCAAAGAACAUCAAACCUAUAGGAAUGCUGUCAUUCAAUUCAACCUUAGGAUACGUCUGCACUACAGCAGCAUAGGUAUGCCACUACAAUGCUAUAGUGUAUAUGCCUCCUAGAUCCAUGGAAGUUUUUUUUUUUUUCUGAGAACCACUGAAGUAAAUAAUCCAGGUCUGCAAGAGGGGACAGAGCUUGGUUAAUGGAAGACUCCUUCCACUGUCCUAGACAUGUCUAGGCCAGGGGUUGGUUCAAUCUAACUAUAACAUUUAGAGCACAAAAUUGUUCACACCCCUGAGCGACAUCACUAUGUUAACCUAAAUUUUAGAUGUAGCCCAGGCCUUAGUUUACUUUAUCUGAAUCCCUUCUGAUGGUAUCUUAAGUUAAUGUGAAUGAAGUCCACUUCACUUUUGAAUGGGAGUGUCCACACCAGGGUUUAAUAUGCAUUAACUUCACACUUCUUGUCAUUAAUUCCUCUUACCUGUCACUGAGCGUUAAAGGACAGACAAAGCCUGCGUGCCUGAGCCCCUGUAGCAAGAGCAGCACAAGAGCUGCUGGUGUGGACCGACCUGGAGGUUGCUCUGUGGGCCCUGCUGUCCCCACGGCGCUGGGGCCGACCUGGAGGUUGCCUGCGUGGGGAACUUUGCUCUAGGCCGGCGCUGGUGUGGACCGACCAGGAGGUUGCUCUGUGGGCCCUGCUGUCCCCACGGCGCUGGGGCCUGCUCUACGGGAGCCGGACCAUUCUGCCAGAGGCUCCGUACGGAACGAAGCCCGCACGCACCAUUCGACGGGCGGAAGCUGGCAGACGGGCCUAAGCUUGACACCAACCCAAGGGGCACUAGGACCUGAUAACCAUCUUCCUGAGAGGAGGCGGAGCGCGGUGAAGGGAACGUGGAUGAAUUUGUGUUUCCUCAACCAAGCUUGUGUUUGUUUAAGCUGUGACACUGCCCCAGGCCUCCUGUGCCGGUAGUAGUGGUUAGGGCAGGGGGCGGAGCGCCUCCUUUCUGAUUGGUGGGCGAAGCUGUCGCUCUUUAAUUUUCCACUCCCUCCCGCGGGUACCCCGGACCCAGUGGCCUGCGUGGGGAACUUUGCUCUAGGCCGGGCCGGGAGGGGUAGUGUGGGGGAUGAUGGGAGGUUUCCAAGAUGGCGGCAAGGCGGCUUCAGAGUGAAAGCGGCCUCCUGCAGCGUCUCCUCCAUUCAUUGCAGUAACGAGCGGUGGCGCGGGGACCCCGAAGGCGACAGGGACGGUGUCGCGACGGCCCGGGAGCGGCGAACGGGGAAUCUCCGGGGCCCCAGGAGCGGGCAGUCAGCCCGCUGAGAGGGGAGAGGCUCUAGUCUCCGGGGCGCUUUGAGCGGGGGAGCGGCUCCGGGUCCGGGGGAGCGACUCAGGCGCUGUGAGGAGAGAGGGGGAGUCUGGUCCCCGGGCGCUGCGGUCGACUGGCCCCUGCGGUGCUCGGCGCGGGCUGGGCGGACAUGGCUACCAUGGAGAAACUGAUGAAGGCCUUCGAGUCUCUCCGCUCCUUUCAGCAGCAGCAGGGGCCGGCUGCCAUCCCCGAGGAGCCGCUUCAGAGAGUAAAGAAAGAACUUUCAACUACCAAGAAAGAUCGAGUGAACCACUGCCUGACAAUAUGUGAAAACAUAGUUGCUCAGUCUCUAAGGAAUUCUCCGGAAUUUCAGAAACUGCUGGGUAUUGCUGUGGAACUCUUUCUUCUCUGUAGUGAUGAUGCAGAGUCUGAUGUCAGGAUGGUUGCUGAUGAAUGUCUCAAUAAAGUUAUAAAAGCUUUGAUGGAUUCCAACCUUCCUAGGUUACAGUUAGAACUCUAUAAAGAAAUUAAAAAGAAUGGUGCUUCUCGAAGCCUACGUGCUGCAGUUUGGAGGUUUGCUGAGCUUGCCCAUCUGGUUCGACCUCAGAAGUGCCGGCCAUAUUUAGUCAACCUAUUGCCCUGUCUAACACGAAUAAGUAAGCGGCCUGAAGAAUCGGUACAAGAGACAGUGGCUGCAGCAAUACCAAAAAUCAUGGCAGCAUUUGGCAACUUUGCAAAUGACAAUGAAAUCAAGGUUUUAUUGAAGGCUUUCAUUGCUAAUCUUAAAUCCAGUUCUCCUACCAUCCGUCGAACAGCAGCUGGAUCAGCAGUGAGCAUCUGUCAACACUCACGAAGAGCACAAUAUUUUUAUACCUGGUUACUGAAUGUGCUUUUAGGUUUGUUGGUUCCUGUGGAAGAUGAACAUCCUACUCUUUUAAUUCUUGGAGUACUGCUCACACUAAGGUAUCUAAUACCAUUACUGCAGCAGCAAGUAAAGGAUACCAGUCUGAAAGGCAGUUUUGGUGUAACACGAAAAGAAACAGAGAUUUCACCUUCUCCAGAUCAGCUUAUACAGGUCUAUGAAUUGACUUUGCAUUACACUCAGCACCAGGACCACAAUGUUGUGACUGGAGCUUUAGAACUAUUACAGCAACUUUUUAGAACACCACCGCCUGAUCUUCUUCAUGCCCUGACCACUUCAGGAGGCAUUACACAGGUCAGUGUAUCCAAAGACGAGUCUAUCAGCAGAAGCCGCAGUGGAAGCAUAGUGGAGCUUAUAGCUACGGGGGGGUCUUCAUGCAGCCCUUGUCUGUCAAGAAAACUAAAAGGUAAAGUACUUUUAGGAGAAGAAGAAGGCUUGGAGGAUGACCCUGAAACACGGUCAGAAGUCAGCACUGCAACUUUUGCAGCCUCCAUGAAGAGUGAGAUAACCAGUGAAUUAGCUUCUUCAUCAGGAGUAUCAACAGCUGGAUCAAUAGUAAGUUCUGCAGCUGAUCCCACAGGACAUGACAUCAUCACUGAGCAGCCACGUUCACAACAUGCUUUGCAAUCAGACUCUGUAGACCUGACCAGUUGUGAUUUGGCCAGCACAACUACUGAAGGGGAAGAGGAUGACAUGCUUAGUCGGAGCUCCAGCCAAAUCAGCACUGUCCAGUCAGACCCCACUAUGGACUUGAAUGAUGGCACGCAGGCUUCUUCACCAGUUAGUGAUAGCUCUCAGACUACCACAGAAGGUCCAGAUUCAGCUGUGACCCCUUCGGACAGUUCUGAAAUUGUAAGUGUGCAACGGGCAGAGCGGGUAUCCCAGUCUUCUACUGAGGGGCCCGACAUAUCUCAGAGCUCCUCCAUGGAGGGCCCAGACUUGGACACAUCUACUUAUUCAUCUUCUACUUUCCCGUUCUCAGCUAGUAACACUGAAAAGGUUCUAGAGGGUACUGAAAGCCAGUAUUCUGGAAUGCAGAUUGGACAGCUGCAAGAUGAGGAAGAUGAAGCUGCAAAUGUUCUCCAUGAUGACUCCUCAGAGCCUUUCAGAAAUUCUUCCCUUGCCCUUCAGCAACCACACUUAUUGAAAAACAUGGGCCAUAGCAGGCAGCCUUCUGACAGCAGUGUAGAUAGAUUCAUGGCAAAAGAAGAAGCCGUAGAAUCUGUUGAUCAUGAAAAUAAGCCUUCCAGAAUAAAGGGAGAUAUAGGUCACUACACAGAUGGAAAUUCUGCUCCUCUGGUUCACUGUGUUCGUCUCCUGUCUGCUGCUUUUCUGCUUACUGGGGAGAAAGGUGCUUUAGUUCCCGAUAGGGAGGUGAGGGUCAGUGUAAAAGCAUUGGCAGUAAGUUGUGUUGGAGCAGCUGUUGCCCUUCAUCCUGAAUCUGUCUUCAGCAAACUGUAUAAGACACCUCUUGAAACCAUGGGAGAAGAGUAUGAAGAGCAGUAUGUAUCGGAUGUUUUGAACUAUAUUGAUCAUGGAGAUCCCCAGAUUAGAGGAGCUACUGCCGUUCUCUGUGGAACCAUUGUCUAUUCCAUUCUCAAUAAAUCACGUUUUGAUGUGGAAAACUGGCUAGCAAAUGUCAGAAGUUCAACAGGAAAUCUCUUUUCUCUGGUAGACUGUAUACCUCUUUUGCAGAAAACUCUGAAAGAUGAAUCCUCAGUUACAUGCAAACUGGCUUGUGCGGCUGUGAGGCAUUGCAUCAUGAGCUUGUGCAGUAGCAGUUAUAGUGAACUUGGUUUACAGUUAAUCAUCGACCUCCUUACUCUGAAGAAUAGUUCUUAUUGGCUAGUAAGGACAGAGCUUCUGGAAACUCUUGCUGAGAUAGAUUUCCGGUUAGUCAGCUUUUUGGAAGGAAAAGCAGACAUCUUGCACAGAGGUGUUCAUCAUUAUACUGGGCUAUUAAAACUUCAGGACAGAGUUCUCAACAAUGUUGUAAUCUACCUUCUUGGUGAUGAAGACCCCAGAGUGAGACACAUAGCUGCAGCUUCUUUGAUGAGGCUUGUUCCAAAGCUGUUUUAUAAUUGUGACCAAGGACAGGCUGAUCCAGUAGUGGCCGUGGCAAGAGACCAAAGCAGUGUCUACUUGAAACUCCUAAUGCAUGAGACUCAGCCUCCAUCUCACUUUGCAGUGAGCACUAUCACCAGAACAUACAGGGGUUACAACAUGGUGCAAAGUCCAACGGAUGUCACUAUGGAAAACAACCUUUCUAGGGUUAUCUCAGCCGUUUCCCAGGCAUUAACAACAUCAACUACAAGAGCGCUUACAUUUGGCUGCUGUGAAGCUUUGUGUCUUCUCUCCACAACGUUUCCAGUUUGCACAUGGACUGUAGGAUGGCACUGUGGGUAUGUUUCUUCAUCCAGUAUACAAGCUUCUAGAAUUCAUGUUUACAAAAACAGAGGACACUCAUUCAGUGCUUCCCAGCUGAGUCCUUCGGAGGAAUCUUGGAAGAGCUGUACCAUUGGAAUGGCUGGAAUGGUUUUGUCCCUUCUUUCAACGGCCUGGUUCCCACUGGAUCUUUCGGCACAUCAAGACGCUUUGAUUUUGGCUGGAAACUUGCUUGCAGCAAGUGCCCCCAAAUCUUUGAAAAACCCCUGGACUACUGAAGAAGAUAUGAAUCCAGGUGCUGCUAAACAAGAGGAGCCAUGGCCAGCUUUGGCUGACCGAACUCUUGUUGCUUUGGUAGAACAACUCUUUUCUCAUUUGCUGAAGACCAUUAAUAUUUGUGCUCAUGUGGUGGAUGAUGUUACUCCUGGCCCAGCAAUAAAGGCAACAUUGCCUUCUCUCUCAAACCCACCUUCUCUGAGUCCAAUCCGUCGGAAAGGGAAAGAGAGAGAACCUGUGGAACAAACAUCUGUACCAAUGAGCCCUAAAAAGGGUAGUGAAACUAAUCCAGCUACUAGGCAAACCGAUACGUCAGGGUCUGCUCCAACAAGCAAAUCAUCGUCACUGGGCAGUUUUUAUCAUCUUCCAUCGUAUCUCAAGUUAUAUGAUGUCUUGAAAGCUACCCAUGCUAACUAUAAGGUUACAUUGGAUCUUCAGAACAACAUCGAAAAAUUUGGAGGUUUCCUGCGAUCUGCUCUGGAUGUCCUCUCUCAAAUUUUGGAACUAGCAACUCUUCAAGACAUUGGAAAGUGCGUUGAAGAGAUUUUGGGGUAUUUGAAAUCCUGUUUCAACAGAGAACCAAUGAUGGCAACAGUUUGUGUACAGCAGUUGCUGAAGACUUUAUUUGGCACGAACUUGGCAUCACAAUAUGAUGGCUUAUCUUCAAACCCCAGCAAAUCUCAAGGCAAAGCCCAGCGUUUAGGCUCUUCUAAUUUGAGGCCUGGUCUUUAUCAUUACUGCUUCAUGGCCCCUUAUACACACUUUACACAGGCACUUGCUGAUGCGAGUCUAAGGAACAUGGUACAGGCAGAGCCGGAACAUGAUGCUUCAGGAUGGUUUGAUGUGCUGCAGAAAGUUUCUACGCAACUGAAAACUAGCCUUACAAGUGUAACAAAGCAUCGUGCCGACAAGAAUGCUAUUCACAAUCACAUUCGCUUGUUUGAACCCCUUGUUAUAAAAGCUUUAAAGCAAUAUACUACAACAACGUCGGUACAACUACAGAGGCAGGUUUUAGAUCUCCUAGCACAGCUGGUUCAGCUACGGGUUAACUACUGUCUUCUAGAUUCGGAUCAGGUGUUUAUUGGAUUUGUGCUAAAGCAGUUUGAAUACAUUGAAGUGGGACAGUUCAGGGAAUCCGAGGCAAUUAUCCCUAAUAUCUUUUUCUUCUUGGUAUUAUUGUCUUAUGAGCGAUAUCACUCCAAACAGAUAAUUGGAAUUCCUAAGAUUAUUCAGCUGUGUGAUGGUAUCAUGGCCAGUGGAAGGAAAGCUGUUACACAUGCUAUACCAGCUCUGCAGCCCAUUGUCCAUGACCUCUUUGUACUAAGAGGAACAAAUAAAGCUGAUGCUGGAAAAGAACUGGAAACACAAAAAGAGGUGGUGGUGUCAAUGCUACUAAGACUUAUCCAGUAUCAUCAGGUGCUGGAGAUGUUCAUCCUAGUACUGCAACAGUGCCACAAAGAGAAUGAAGACAAAUGGAAAAGAUUGUCCCGACAGAUAGCAGAUAUAAUUCUCCCAAUGUUAGCAAAACAACAGAUGCAUAUAGAUUCCCAUGAAGCUCUGGGAGUAUUGAACACUUUAUUUGAAAUUUUGGCUCCUUCAUCCCUCCGUCCAGUGGACAUGCUUUUAAGAAGUAUGUUUGUUACUCCCUGUACAAUGGCAUCAGUGAGCACUGUUCAGUUAUGGAUAUCUGGUAUCCUAGCUAUCCUUAGAGUUCUGAUUUCACAAUCAACAGAGGAUAUAGUUCUAUCUCGAAUUCAAGAGCUUUCUUUCUCCCCUUACUUAUUGUCAUGUCAAACAAUUAACAGGCUAAGGGAUGGGGAGAAUAAUGUACCCACACCUGAAGAACAAAUUGAGCUGAAACAGGCUAAAUAUCUGCCUGAAGAGACAUUUUCUAGGUUCUUGUUACAAUUAGUGGGCAUUCUGUUGGAAGACAUUGCUACAAAACAGUUGAAAGUGGACAUGAAUGAACAGCAGCACACUUUCUAUUGCCAAGAGUUGGGCACAUUGCUUAUGUGUUUAAUACAUAUCUUCAAAUCAGGGAUGUUCAGAAGAAUCACAGCUGCUGCCAGCAGGCUUUUUACAGGAGAUGGAUCUGAUGGUAGUUUUUAUACCCUUGAGAGUCUGAGUGGUCUUGUUCAGUUCAUGAUUCGCACACACCCUUCUUUAGUGCUCCUCUGGUGUCAAAUCCUACUUCUUGUCAAUUACACUAACUACAGCUGGUGGUCGGAGCUGCAUCAAACACCAAAGAGGCACAGUCUUUCCAGUACUAAAUUGCUGAGCCCUCAGAUAUCCGGAGACAGUGAUGAAUUUGAUUCGGAAUCCAAAUUUGGCAUGUGCAAUCGAGAGAUAGUACGAAGAGGAGCACUCAUUCUUUUUUGUGACUAUGUUUGUCAAAACCUACAUGAUUCAGAACACUUGACAUGGCUUAUAGUGAAUCAUGUUCAAGAUCUGAUUAAUCUGUCUCAUGAGCCUCCUGUACAAGACUUUAUUAGUGCUGUUCAUAGGAAUUCAGCAGCCAGUGGUCUCUUCAUCCAGGCUAUUCAGUCUCGGUGUGAGAACCUUGCAACUCCAACAACACUAAAGAAGACCCUGCAAUGCUUAGAGGGCAUUCAUCUCAGCCAGUCUGGUGCUGUGUUAAUGCUGUAUGUGGAUAAACUUUUGUGCACUCCAUUCCGUGUGCUGGCUCGCAUGGUUGACACACUUGCUUGUCGUCGAGUAGAAAUGCUUUUGGCUGCAACUUUACAGAACAGCGUUUCUCAGUUACCAGUUGAAGAACUGGAUAGAAUUCAGGAAUAUCUUCAAAACAGUGGAUUAGCACCAAGACACCAAAGACUUUACUCGCUAUUGGACAGGUUUCGCCUUACAGUAGCCCCAGAAACAGCUGGCCCUUCACCUUUGGUUACUUCACACCCAUUGGAUGGGGAAAACCAACCAGCCUUAGAGAAUGUAAUUCCAGACAAAGACUGGUAUGUAUCACUAGUCAGAUCACAGUGCUGGGUCAGGUCAGACUCUGCACUGCUGGAAGGUGCAGAGCUGGUGAAUAGGAUACCUCAGCAUGAACUAAACUCCUUCAUGACCAGUAAGGAGUUCAACUUAAGCUUGUUAGCUCCCUGUUUAAGUCUUGGCAUGAACAAAAUCUCAGAAGACCAAAAGAGCAGCCUCUUUGAAACUGCCUGUAGGGUAACCCUCGACCACGUGUGUAACAUUGUUCAAAAAUUUCCUGCCAGACAUCAAGUUUUUCAGCCAUUGCGGCCUGUUGAGACUUCAGCCUAUUGGAGCAAGCUAAGCGAUAUUUUUGGAGACACGAUGCUGUAUCAGACUGUGAUGAAACUCUCUCGUGCACUGGCUCAGUAUUUGUUGUUACUCUCUAAAUUACCAGCAUCUCUCUCCAUUCCUCCUGACAAAGAGAGUGACAUCCUGAAGUUUGUAGUAAUGUCAUUAGAGGCACUGUCAUGGCAUUUAAUACAUGAACAGAUUCCUCUAAGUAUAGAUCUUCAAGCUUCUUUGGAAUGCUGCUGCCUAACAUUACAGCAACCUGGUCUCUGGAAUUUGUUGGCUUCUGCAGUGUAUGUGACACAGGCUUGCUCCCUAAUUAAUUGUGUCAGAUUUAUAAUAGAGGCAGUUGCAAUUGAACCUGGAAACCAGCUUCUUAGUCCAGAAAGAAAGAAGAAUACUUCAAAAGGGGUCAGUGAGGAUGAAGUUGAUUCAAAUGCUCAAAAAGCAAAAUAUAUUACAACAGCUUGUGAAAUGGUGGCUGAAAUGGUGGAGUGUUUACAGACUGUCUUGACGUUGGGACAUAAGAGAAACAACAGUAUCCCAGCAUUUCUCACUCCUGUCCUUAAGAACAUAAUCAUCAGCUUGGGUAGACUGCCUCUAGUAAACAGCUACACAAGAGUACCUCCCUUGGUCUGGAAACUAGGCUGGUCACCAAAACCUGCAGGUGAUUUUGGCACAGCUUUUCCAGAAAUUCCUGUAGAAUUUCUUCAAGAAAAAGAAAUCUUUAAAGAGUUCAUCUAUCGCAUUAAUACAUUAGGGUGGACUAGCCGUACCCAGUUUGAAGAAACCUGGGCUACUCUCCUUGGUGUGCUUGUAACUCAACCAAUUGUAAUGGACCAAGAAGAAAGUCAACAAGAGGAAGACACAGAGAGGACCCAAAUUAAUGUUCUUGCAGUACAAGCCAUAACCUCUUUGGUGCUGAGUGCAAUGACAAUACCAGUUGCAGGCAAUCCAGCAAUUAGCUGCUUAGAACAGCAGCCCCGCAAUAAAGCUUUAAAAGUUCUGGAUACAAGGUUUGGGAGGAAGUUAAGUGUUAUCAGAGGAAUUGUGGAACAAGAAAUCCAAGCAAUGAUAUCUAAGAGAGAUAAUAUUGCCACUCACCAUUUUUAUCAAGCAUGGGACCCUGUUCCAUCACUUUCUCCUGCUACCACAGGUGGUCUUAUCAGCCAUGAAAAGCUUUUACUGCAGAUCAAUACUGAGCGAGAAAUGGGAAACAUGGGCUAUAAACUAGGACAGGUUUCUAUACACUCCGUGUGGCUAGGAAAUAACAUCACUCCAUUGAGAGAAGAGGAGUGGGAUGAAGAUGAAGAAGAUGAGAGUGAUAUGCCUGCUCCUUCUUCACCACCAACCUCUCCUAUUAACUCCAGGAAACACCGGGCUGGGGUUGAUAUACAUUCUUGUUCUCAGUUCUUGCUUGAACUGUACAGUCAAUGGAUAUUGCCAUCAAAUCCUAGCAAGAGAACGCCAGUCAUUCUGAUUAGUGAAGUGGUGCGAUCAGUAAGUCUAAAAAAUAAAUUCUGUGCCAUAAUUGAGUGCAAUUUCAUGGUAUGUUUGAGUUUACAGAGAGUUUAUAAA